UUUUUGUUCCGUGUAGCCUUAAAAACUUCACCCGCCAUCCAUGAACAAUGCAAACAAUUGGAACGUGCCAAAACCAGUGACUUAUUAAAAGCCAAAAUUCAACAGCGACCCAACAGAGAAGAUCUAGAAAGACGUCAUAUUCUAGAGGAAGAUGAAUGUCAUAUCGAUCCUAGUCUGGCGGAAAAACAGCGUAUGCUUAAGAAAGCUCGCUUGGCCGAUCAACUCAAUUCACAAAUACAACAUCGACCGGGUCCGUUGGAGUUGAUAAAGAAAAAUAUAUUACAUACGGAAAAACCCAUAGAAAAAAUAGUGAAAGAGGGUUUGGUUACAUUUAAGGCGACCAGUGAGGGAUUAUUAACCAGGCCUCAACAUCCCAAUAGUUAUGUUACAUUCGAAGAUGAUUCACAAUCAUCGGAAAGUGAUACGAGGCAAACACCGCCCAGGUUGGAGGGUUCAAUGGCAGUUGCCGCCACAUCCUCUUCUACAGAACUGACAAAUACCAGCACAUCUUCUACGGCAGGAGAUGUUUUACAGGCAGCAGCUGCCUCAGCGGGUAUAGUAACAGUGGCUUUGAGUAUACCCACUUCAGCAGGUCAGUUGAUGGUUACAUCUACUCCAGUGGGUCAAAAUAAAUUAAGUUCUUUGAAAUCGAAUUAUAUACCGCCACCUCCUCCCCCUCCGCUACCUAAUAAUUUGGCCAUAAAGGUUAAGCAGGAGACCUCCAAUUUAUAUGAGGAACUUUGCCAAUCUGUGGCCGGCACCGCCACCUCCCACUACUUGCCCAUGGUUAAUUCACCCUGCUCAUUUGCCUCUUCCACCUCUACUCUAAGUCCCCUUUCUUCUAUUUCCUCUCCACCACAAAGUGUUACCCCGCGACCAGUUAUACAGUCUCCGGCUUUACAAAUAGCUAAAUCAGAUGCUCCUGGUAAAGAUAAAAAUCGCAAAAAAUCUAAAUCAAAACCAGUAUCUAAAGCUAGAACUAUAAAAUUCCAUGAAUAUAAAGGUCCACCCAGUGCCGCGCAUAAAUUGUCCAGUGAAAGUAGUGCCAGUACUGAGGAAACUUCUUAUCAGUUAAUGCUGGAGCAGCAGAAUUGCCUUUUAAAGUUUUUGGAAACUUUAAAUAAAAAUCAAUCCAUAAUACCUGCCACUAGCGCGGCAUCGACCACACCCACUUCUAGUGUGGUGAGUACAGCCAGUAAAACGGGUAGUAAUCUUAUUAAUACGGUAACUACAGCCACGGCUAAUUCAUGCACAACUUUGGCCUUAACUACGCCCAACAAUGGGGGAAAUAAUGCGGGACAGACGGCAGAAACAGCCUCUAACGGACAAGGCAUAAUAGCAGCAUCUACAGGAGGGGUAACAGCGGCACCCAGACCUCCUCCUUUACCCUCACCAGCCCUAUCGGUAACUUCUUCCAUACCGCCUAGUCCGUGUACCAGUUAUGCCGAGUCCUGUGCUUCUUCCUUGCCCGAUACAACACGUUUGGAAAAAAUGAAAGUAUCAGAUUUGAAAAUGCAUUUGAAGAAACGUAAUUUGCCAGUAUCGGGACCCAAGCCUCAACUUAUAGAAAGAUUAAGGCCCUAUUUGCCUUUGGAAAACUUAGAUAAUGCAAAUAGUUCAGAAAAUAACACUGCUACAGUAGAAGCCAUGGAUCAGUCUGAUAUCAAUUCGCCCAAACCCAACAGCACACUGGAACAAGAGCAAAUGGAUGUAGUUCAGCAACAAGUCGAUUCACCACAACCUAUGACCUUACAGACAGUCAUACCACCCCAACCACAAACAGCCACCAUUAUAUUAUCCAAUGAGGAAUUGCUAAGAGAACAACAAAGAAAAAUCGAUGAAUUACAAAGACAACUGCAAAGGUCACAGCAGGAACUAUUGGAAAUACGACAAAAACAACAGCAACAGGUGAAUAUACAACAACAACAACAGCAGCAAACACAAACACCUGUGGCAACAGUAGCUGCAAAUAUUACUUUAAACAAAAAUAUGGUGGCGACCGCUUCAACGCCCUCCUACCAACAGCAAACCCUUACAGCACAACUGGUUAAUGCCAUGCCAACACAACAAAUCACUUUAAUAGCCACCACCACUACACCCUCACAAAUAGGGGGCAACAACAAUAAUAAUAAUAAAAUAAUACCACAAACAUUAACUCUACUGCAGCAGCCACAUCCACAUCUUAAGGAUAUCACAACACCGGCCAAACUAACCAUUAAAACCCAAACGAAUCCGGUGAAAUCAGUGGUGGUACCAGUGCCCAUAGUCAACAAGAAACCGAAUAAUCAAUUGCAGAUUAUAAGCAAUUUAAAUACCACGACCACAACCUCAACCACUACCAGCACUCCGGUAAUGACACAAAAAAUGGUGGUAAAACAACAAUUGGAGGCUAAAAUUCAAAAACAAAAACAGGCUCAAGCCGCUGCACAGGCAGCCGCUCAGGCGCAAGCACAGGCUCAAGCGCAAGCUCAGGCCCAAGCCCAAGCUGCGGCUCAAAUACAAGCACAAGCCCAAGCUCGAGCUCAAGCCCAGGCUUUAGCACAAGUACAGGCUCAGGCUUUGGCCCAAGCUCAGGCCCAGGCUCAGCUAAGACUCUUAACACAAAAGACACAAACUGUACUCAUUCCAACCGGUCCUACCAUAACCACCACCACAACCACACCAAAUGCCCCCAAAAUACAAGAGGACAAAUUGAAACUAAAAAAUUCAGGUGUAAAAAAUAACUCCACAGUUGCGCCACCAGCCACAAUUGUCACCAAUCAAUUACCCUUAACAAAAACCCACAACAAUUUGGGUUUGGUAUGGAAUGAAGGCAAUCAAACUAUAUUUUUGGUGGGACUCAAUGAUCAGCAUAUGACCGCCCAUACUAUAGGUAAUAUAAGUUUGGCCAAUGCCACACCAGCCACUAAAAAGUUAUUAAAUGGUCAUCAGAGAACUAAUUCCCUGCCCAGCAUAGUAUUUCCCAUAGCGGCUACACAACAACAAACAGCUGGCAAUUGUAAUCAACACAAUGAAAGUAAAACCUUAAUAACACAACAACAAUUGCUUAAAAUGCAACAACAACAGCAGCAGCAAUUACCAACACAACAAAUAAUACAAUUAGACAUAAAGCCACAAAACUUGCAGCCUCCACCACCACCACCUCCGCCGCCACCACAAUAUGAAGAGGCCACUAAACAAUUAAAGGCUAAACAGCAGCAGCAACAACAACAAACUGCCCUAUUAAAUCCUUUAAUAAAAAUUAAAGAAGAACCCCUAACUUCCACAACCACUGGGGUAAGUGGCUCUAACAGCAGCAAUGAAGUAAAUGUGAAUACCAACUUAACGGAACAAAAACCAUUGAAAUCUUGCAUUAAAUCGGAAAAAUUGAAUGAUGUUUUAGAUAUUCUCAUCAAACAAGGUGAUUUACCCAAUACGACUUUAGAGCCCAUAAGCCCACCAGCUAAUACACCCCUAACUCCCACUGGCAGCAAUGUACAAAUGAAUGAUUUAACAGAAAACUUGUUUAAACAAAUGGAGGAUACGAAAAAUAACAUUAAACAAGAAAAUCUUAUAGAUUCCAAAAAGGAUAUACCCAGUAACCAGCAGCAGCAAAAUACACAAAUACAUUCCAUGGAAAUGGAAUGUAAUAAUAGUAACAGUAAUAGUAAUUUAAAUCUAAAUUCCAUUUAUGAAUUUUAUCAAAAAACCAACAAUAACAAUAAUAUUAAUGGAGUUGUUGGAAAUACAACAAUAACGGCUAAUAAUAGCAACCACAACAAUAACAGUUUCAUAGAAAACAUAGAAAUGGCUUCACCACUGCAACCCGAAUGUCACAUGGAUAAUGAAAGUGUAGCCAAAACUUUGGAUAUAUUCCUAGAUCGUCAUCAUCACCAGCAACAACAACAACAGCAGUCAACACACCAGCAACAACAAACAUCUCCUACUCACCAUGAUAUGUUGAGUAAAGCCUGUUUGGACAAUAACUCAAAUAGAGCAACCAGCUCUCUACACUCUAACAAUUCACCCGAAGAAGCCAAACUAAAUCAUUUCGAUGAAUUUGAAUUAUUGGAAUUAAUGUCACAACAAUUAGAAAUGGAUAUACAAGAAGAUAAUUCCUCUUAUCAACAGCAAAGCCAAAAUCUAAAUAAAAAUCAUCAACAACAACAACACAAUCAACAGCAUUCCAAUGAAAAACAGCUUUGUAAUGGUUUAAAUCGUGACAUGAAUCCCAGUUUACAAACAUCACUGUCACAACUAAUGGGACAACAAAUGUUAUCGCCCUCUACAGGAGGAUUAGGGGCGGGCAAUGAUAAUAACCCCUCAGCUCAUAACCACAAUAUAUUAGAUGAUUUUGAUGCCGAUUGUUUUGUGCAACAGUUGACACAACAUCAGCAGCAACCCACACAACAGCAACAUCUUAAUCAUCAAACACAAAUGAAUAAUCUUCAUAAUAACCACCACCACCACCAUCACCAAGAUAAUAUUAAUAAUAAUUCUUCCACGCCCAUGGAUGUUUGUGAUGAUUUUGACAAUCCUUUAAGUGAUUUUAAUUUUUCUACCUUAUCACCGGAUUCCAAUAUCAAUACACCGCCACAUCCCUUUGGCAUGUCUUCGACAACGAACACAACAAACUCGCCCUCAGCAGCAUCUGCUUCUCAACAACUUAACGGAAAUUCGUUAACAACUUGUGGUUUGACACAAGCAGCUGUAGCAGCAACAACCUGUAACAAUCUAAAUUCAGCAACAACUGCUGAUAUAGUGGGUGGAGGUCUAGGCGGCUUGGCUAACUUAUCAAAUAUGCCCACAAAUUCAUUAAUGCAACAACAACAACAGCAACAGUGCCAUGAACAAAUGAACAUUUGUAAUACAAAUGGCAUGAUGGUUGGAGGUGGUAUAAGUGGCAUGGCUGAUAGUACGUCCUCUUCCAAUGCCAACGAUACAUUCACUUCAAAUUCACAGGAUAUUUUCGAUUUAUUUAAUAUUGAUGAUUAUAAAAUGUCCUGGGGUGAGGGUGACUUUGCGGUUUAAAUUUUCUUUAAGAAAGUCAAUGCAAAAUUGGUUGGUAGUUUUUCUUUUUCAUAAUAAUUUUUUUUUAAUUUAAAUAAUUUUUAUAUUAAUAAUUUAUUGCAAUCUUAUAAAAUUGUUCAGUUGAUUAUUGUUUUUUUUUCAUUGAAAAAUGUUAAUGGAAAAAAAUUAAAAAAACGGAAAUUGAAGUUUCAGGAAAUGGAAAAUCUUUAAUAUGGUAUCAAAAUUGUAUUAAAUAUUGUAUAAUUUCAACAUUUUUAGAACUAGUUUAAGAGCUAUUGCUAAGGUAUUCUAUUACAAAACCUGUUCUAUAGGAGAUUGCUUAGAGCUUAUUCUCUAAAGCUUUCAUUAAGCAUGCUGAAGAGAAAAUACCAGUAAAGAAAUUGUAAUACUGAAUAUAUUUAUGUAUUUUUUUAAGAUUGCAAUAUGCCUUAAUUUUAUGAAUUAUUUUUAUAUAUAAUUAUGUUUGUUUUUACUUAAAGU
This is a messenger RNA of Lucilia cuprina (Australian sheep blowfly), 5490 nucleotides long. RefSeq names its product mediator of RNA polymerase II transcription subunit 15 (gene Mrtf). Bases 193 to 5010 code for a protein of 1605 amino acids. The record is from RefSeq and is a predicted model, not a curated record. Lineage: Eukaryota; Metazoa; Arthropoda; Insecta; Diptera; Calliphoridae. The transcript has a single exon.